Polychytrium aggregatum is the source of this 693-nucleotide messenger RNA. RefSeq lists its product as uncharacterized. The transcript is spliced from 2 exons. Bases 80 to 652 code for a protein of 190 amino acids. Lineage: Eukaryota; Fungi; Chytridiomycota; Chytridiomycetes; Polychytriales. The record is from RefSeq and is a predicted model, not a curated record.
UGCAAGGCCGCAUCGGCUUCGCUCCCGUGGCCAUCUCGAUGCGUCGAGAGCAACCUUGCGGGGCUAUUCGCGAUCAACAAUGUCCUUGAUCAGCCCUUGGCGGGCUGUCCUGUGUGCUGCGCAGCGAGCAAAACUCCGCCUGUCGCUGCGGCCAACGCCAGGCCCGACCGGGCGGCUUUUUACCGCCAGGAUGACCCCAGCGGCCUUGGGCGGGCCCUGUCUGGCCGAGACGACCCUGGGCCUCCAACCGCCUGCACCGAUCUUUGACUACCGAGCAAGGGGGCAGCUCUCCGGCGAUCACACCGACCGACCAUCGGGCUUCAGCAAUCAAACGGACUGGCCAUCGGUUUCCGGCGAUCAACCAGCAGAGUCCGCAGCAGCCGCCACCAAUCUGCCUCCCUCUUCCGUAAAUCGUAGAAUGACUAGCCGACGAUCAACCGAGCCCGCAGGUGGUGUGUCCGGCCGAGCUUGCCUGGUGUCCCAGCGGUGCUCGUAUUUCAGUCCGCUUUGCAGCGUUGUUGGUCCCAUGGCCCGCUGCGUGCACGCCAGAUUCGCAGAGGCGAGGACGCUGCACAAACCCGUUUCGCAUGCGGCAAUCACUGCAAGGUGCUUCCGAAAAUCUGCACACACUCAGCUUUCGCUGACCGUUUAAUGCGUUAACGCCCCACUGAUCGUCGCCAGGGAUGAGCAGCU